AUGGCCGAGUUCGGAAACUUCGGCCAUGACGACAAGGCGUCGCGGCUGCGCGUAGCGGAUUUCCGCAAUUUCGACACGAUGAGUGACGAUUUAAGUGCGUUUUUUGCCAAGAAAAAGGAUAAGAAGAAGAAGGCCGCCGUUAAAAUCGAAGAAGUCGGCCAAGCUCUGGAACGACGUGCUCGAAUUCAGGAGGAUUUCGAACCGGAAGCUAUUGAUGACUCGUUGGAUAAACGUGGAGAUGAUGAAAAAACAUCCAAUACGGAAGAUAGUGAAUGGAUUGAGUAUGGUGAUAGCAAUCAAGGAAGACUUGAAGGACUUAAAAUAAAAGAUAUGGGACUAGAAAAUGAAUCUGAAGAAGUUGGGAUAAACGAGCAAGAAGAUAGAGAAUCUCACGAAACAAAGACUUGGGGACAGGUGAACAGCGAGCGAAAAGCCGCCGAAGAACCUGAGCAUGCUGAAACAAUCAGCGACAAGCAAAUGGCUGCUGCUUACAAGCCACCAGCUUUCAGGAAAUACCAAGCUCCUCAUCAACAGAAGCAGGCUCCUGUUAACUUUGAUAUGAAUAGUGAUGCUCUUUUCCCUUCGUUGGCCGAUGCUAGUAAGAUUGAGAAGACCAAAAAGGAUGAUGCGAAGACUUCCGCCGGAUGGACUAAAGCUGGACAAUCUGAAAACCGUGCACCUUCGAAACCAUAUAACGUUACGACUGGAACUGGAAGGGAAAGCGCAUUGGCUGCUGUAAAGAACUUGAUGAGCACAAACAACACUCCAAUCGUUCGCCAGCCACCACCGCAAGCUGCUGAAGUCCCAGAAGCGAAACCAGUCGAGAAGAAGAACGUUUAUGUUCCACCAUCGUUGAGAAACCGGCAAUAA
Molecule: messenger RNA, 870 nt
Organism: Caenorhabditis bovis
Lineage: Eukaryota; Metazoa; Nematoda; Chromadorea; Rhabditida; Rhabditidae
Source: the annotation of a GenBank genome assembly